AUGGAGACAGAGCCUCUUCUUCCAUAUAUGAGCCCAAGAGGGAAACCGCCUUCUCUGCCUCAAUUAUAUCCACUCCCUGAAAAUGAUGAAAUUAUUCUCCCUAUGACGCCCACGGAGUUCAAAGAUCGCCUGAUCUUUGGCCCUUCAUCUUCCCCUCAAGAUGCUUCUUCUGCGUUCGAUGCUUUGACACUGUCUCUUGCCUCACCGAGACCCUCUGCUUCGUCUUCUCGUCAGGACCCAUCUACCCCUUUGGACCCCAAAUCCCAAUCGCCGUCUCAACAGGGAUGGCUUGUGGAUUCGAAGCAUUCAUGCCACAAAAGCAACCUCCACCGUUCUAAAACAGCACCUGCCAUGGCGGUCAUAAAUGAUAUCAACCAUUCGCAGGAGCCCAAGCCACAAUUUGGCAAACAAUCUAUAAUCCGCCAAGCUGUUGUUCUUCUAAUUAUUUACUUAUCAUUGGGUGUGGUUAUAUAUUGGAUUAAUCGCGAUAAUUUUUCAGCUUCGGAGACUCAUCCCGUGGUCGAUGCAUUGUACUUUUGCAUUGUAACGAUGUGCACUAUUGGGUAUGGAGAUAUUACUCCAAAUAGUGCAGCGACUAAGCUGUUCUCAGUUUUGUUUGUGUUGGUGGGCUUUGGGUUUAUUGAUAUAUUGCUGUCUGGAAUGGUCAGUUAUGUGCUUGAUUUGCAGGAGAGUUAUUUGUUAAGAAAUGUGAAGAGGGGCGUGCAGCGUGAAUCUGGGAAAUCCUAUAUAAUUGAUGUGAAGAAGGGAAGAAUGAGGAUUAGAAUGAAAGUGGCAUUGGCCUUAGGUGUUGUGAUACUUUGUAUAGGAAUUGGCAUGGGUGUUAUGCAUUUUGUUGAGGACUUAGGGUGGUUGGAUUCAUUUUAUCUUUCAGUCAUGUCUGUGACAACCGUUGGAUAUGGUGAUCAGGCGUUCAAGUCGAUGACGGGUCGUAUUUUCGCUUCAAUCUGGUUGCUUGUAUCGACCCUUGCUGUCGCUCGGGCGUUCCUUUAUUUAGCAGAGGCAAGAGUGGAUAAGCGGCAUAGGAUGAUGGCAAAAUGGAUACUUGGUCAGGACAUGACUGUCUCUGAGUUUCUUGCUGCUGAUACCGACAACAAUGGCUGUGUGAGUAGAUCAGAAUAUGUGGUAUACAAGCUGAAGGAGAUGGGUAAGGUAUCAGAGAAAGAUGUGAUGCAGAUAUCGAAUAACUUCGAUAGACUAGACACUGGCAAAUGUGGGAAGAUUACGUUGGCCGAUCUCUUGCAAAAUCAUCACUGAUAUGCGAACACGAGACCGACCACGAUUUCCUCAGCAUUUGGGUUCCGAAGAACUUGAGUUAUAUAGAAUGAAGGAAGCACUUAAAGUGUGAGUUUGCAUUCCCUGCAACAUUUGUUUUUUUGUUCUAUCUAUUCAUGUGAUGAUGCUGUACAAAGCCUGAAAGCAUAGGAAGUAUUCUUCUUCAGAAACUAAAAAGAUAAUUGUUUUGAACUUGUUGAACUGUUCAUUUGUUUAUUGGUUUAUAUCUUUGUAAUGUGAGCAUGGGAUGUUGCUCCUCAAUAUAAAUGUCUAUACCUGCCUUUUAUCUUUUA
Messenger RNA from Cucurbita moschata (crookneck pumpkin), 1586 nucleotides. RefSeq names its product two-pore potassium channel 3-like. The transcript has 2 exons. The coding region runs from base 1 to 1275 and encodes 424 amino acids. The record is from RefSeq and is a predicted model, not a curated record. Lineage: Eukaryota; Viridiplantae; Streptophyta; Magnoliopsida; Cucurbitales; Cucurbitaceae. Gene Ontology annotation, molecular function: potassium ion leak channel activity. Gene Ontology annotation, biological process: stabilization of membrane potential; potassium ion transmembrane transport. Gene Ontology annotation, cellular component: plant-type vacuole membrane.